Annulohypoxylon maeteangense is the source of this 1744-nucleotide messenger RNA. Its product is annotated as Phophatidylserine decarboxylase-domain-containing protein. Gene Ontology annotation, molecular function: phosphatidylserine decarboxylase activity. The coding region runs from base 244 to 1614 and encodes 456 amino acids. Gene Ontology annotation, cellular component: mitochondrion. Gene Ontology annotation, biological process: phosphatidylethanolamine biosynthetic process. The transcript is spliced from 5 exons. The record is from RefSeq and is a predicted model, not a curated record. Lineage: Eukaryota; Fungi; Ascomycota; Sordariomycetes; Xylariales; Hypoxylaceae.
CGAUUGGGUCCUUACUGAUCGCCCUGCAGUAACACACAAAGUAGUUACAUCAUGAUUCAUGACCGAGCUUUCAAACUCACCUAUGAAGGUCUUCCUUGAUCCCAUACCCCGCAUCCUCAUCGUAUAUGAAAGCUAUGUGAGGCCGUUUCCCAUGGCAAUUUAGGAACAGUUCGUCGUAUAGACAAUUCAUCCACAUAGUACAUUCCGUUAGAUUGUUAGCGUUGAAGCCCUAUAGAAUUCAAGAUGGUUCAUCAACACGGCGACGAACAUGAUAUUCCUCAUGAGCAUCGAGUUCAUAGGCACGGUGGCUGGCUACCUGCGGAUCAUCGCCUACAACAUGAAUGGCUUAAGAAGCAAAUUGAACAUGUAGACACUGCCGGUAAAAAGGAUCUAAUACCUGUCCUCCAAGACUUCAAGAAGCUCAUUGAGGGAAAUUCGCGGAUCUACAUGUACUUCAACCAGAUGUGGGAGGAGAUCCCCCUCAAGAAGCCGUACAACAAAGACCCAACCGGCACCAAGAAGCAGAUUCGUGACUACCGACAUAUGUUGGCCGUACUCAACCACAUAUUCACACAGGCUCCCCAGUGGACUGAUGCUGCGUUUGGCGUCGGUAUGGUCGGUGUUCCGAUGGUGGGGAUAUUCGACUAUGUGAUGGCUACACCUAGUGGCCACGCCGCGUUCCUAGACCCAGAGGUCAACAAGAUGAUGAAGAAAAUCCUAAACGAAUGGGGCAAGUUCCUGAAGUCACCAAAGUCAGCCGAAGUCCUCGCAAGCCACAAGCAAGGCUGGUUCUCCGAGCACGCCGUGCAGGACCUAAUGGAAGUCGCCAACGCGCCGAUGCGAACAUCCCACCGAUUCGAGGACAUGUACGUCUGCAAUCCUGCAGCCAAAUACUACGGCUACACUUCCUGGGACGACUUCUUCACCCGCCAACUCCGCGACACCGCCCGCCCCGUCGCCUCCCCCAACGACGACAACAUAAUCGCCAAUGCCUGCGAAUCAAAAGUCUACAACGUAUCACGACAAGCCAAACUGCGCGACCGCUUCUGGAUCAAAAGCCAACCGUACUCCGUCCUCGACAUGCUAGGCCACGACCCGCUCGCCGCACAAUUCGACGGCGCAACGGUAUACCAAGCCUUCCUAUCCGCGCUCUCGUACCACCGGUGGCACUCCCCCGUAUCCGGACGCAUCGUGCGCGCCUUCGUAAAAGACGGUACGUAUUUCAGCGAGCCUCUAUUCGAGGGGCCAGCAGGCGGCUACACGAACGGGAACGGGGAAGGCGAGAUCGACGUGCGGGGGAUCAGCGUCGCGCAAGGGUACCUGACGGCGCUGGCGACGCGGGCGGUGAUCUUCAUCCAGGCGGACAACCCUGCGAUCGGGCUGAUGGCGUUCGUCGGCGUCGGCAUGGACGAGGUGAGCACGUGCGAGAUCACGGUAGGUCAGGGCCAGGCCGUGCGCAAGGGCGAGCAGCUUGGGAUGUUCCAUUUCGGCGGGUCGUCGCAUUGCUUGUUGUUCCGUGCUGGGGUGCCAGUGGAUGGGUUCCCAGCGUUGGGACGCGAGGCGAAUGUGCCGGUUAGGUCGCAGGUUGCUGUUGUUGGAGGGGCUAGGUUUUAGAGACGAGGGGAGGAAAGGGUGGGUGGGUGCGUUGUGGGCUGUGGGUUGGAGUAUUUUAUGAUGAGGUAUGAUCUGCUAUGCCGGUCUUGCGUAAAAUAGAAUGUCAAUAUUCAAAAGAAAUGAUAUAUAC